Pyrenophora tritici-repentis Pt-1C-BFP is the source of this 3111-nucleotide messenger RNA. NCBI's taxonomy places the organism in Eukaryota, Fungi, Ascomycota, Dothideomycetes, Pleosporales, Pleosporaceae. The record is from RefSeq and is a predicted model, not a curated record.
AUGACGGCGCAAAUCCUGUCUAUGCAUGCUGCGCACGCGUCGGAUUUGGCAAAGAUUCAGACACACUUUGGAGACAAGAUGGACACUACUGUCGGUGGUCCGAGUGAGCCACCUACCCCCGCUUCGCCUGACAGAGGUCGGAGACGCGACCGAGAUGAGGGUAGCAACUCGGGAGAUGGUGACGGUGACGGUCAGGGUUCGUCGAGAAAGCGCAGGCGUAGUAGAAAGGGCCUGGACAAGAAGUUCGAAUGUCCGCAUGAGGGUUGUGGAAAGAGCUACUCGCGCGCAGAGCACCUAUAUCGACACCAGUUGAACCACAAUCCAAAGCAAAUCUACCACUGCGAUUUUCCUUCAUGCGGUCGGUCUUUCGUGAGACAGGAUUUAUGCGCUCGUCAUAAGGAACGACACACAGCCCGCGGGUCGCAACUGUUGCGCAAGGACACGUUCAAUAUGCACAACCUCAACCCUAUUGUGACGGCAGCUUUGGGGGGAAAGAAUGCACCACCAAAGCCGCUCGGCAUGAAGACGCAAGUCUCGCAUGGCAUGCAGUCGCCAGUGUCGGGCGCAUCCACAAACGGCCAGAGCAGCGCAAUGUCGCCGCCAAACUUCCAGUCGCCCGCCUCGACUGCCACACUCAGCCGGCAGGACUCAUUGCAAAGAACGGGCAGCGAAGACAGAUACCGCAGCGGUUCUGAUGCCAAGCCUUAUGACAUGCAGUCUCAGAGCAUGGGCAGCUUUGCACCCCCACCCCGUCCCGCCGCUUUGGGCAACUACAGUGGAGGUCGCACACCUCUCCACAACUCCCCGCAUGUGGGUAAUGGCAACUUCACACGACCCGAACUACGCACCCAAACAUCAGGCCUCAGCUCAUAUGGCUCGAGCUCACCUUUCAACUCGGCCGUCACACCGUCGCAGUCGCAGUAUACUCCCUCGUCGUCGACUGCCUACCAAAACAGCGCAAAGUACCCCCAACCAGCCGGCACCCCUAUUUCUCGAGAAGCAGAAAACCAGUUCUAUAAUGGUACCUCCGGACAGACGCCCAUGAAUGGCGUCGAGUCGACUGGCCAGAUGGACGAUCGGAUGCAUGGUGUAUCUGACGCAAUCAUGGACCAAAACCCCGCCUACGCUAUCCCCAUGUUUGGCGGCGCUGGAUACAGUCGGUCGCCCUUUGCCAUGGCCGACGACUUUGCAGCUUGGCUGUUCAACGACAACCAGUUCAACCCAGGUGGUGCGUCGCCGAUGGACUACCCGGGCGGAGCCAACCCCGUAGCUGUUGCCGGCUACCUCAACAACCCCGCACCACCCUCUCAUCCCAUGGCCGUCCACAGCAUCCUGGACACCACACUCCCAGAAACUGCUCUAUCAGAAGACAAGCGGAGGGAUCUGCUCGAUUUGAUCCACCUCCGCUUCAACGAAACUGAUCAUGCGCCAGUCAAAAAGCAAAAAGAAGACAUCAUGGAGGGAGACAGGGACGACAGCCACCACGUACUGAGUCUACACAUGAUGCAGACAUAUAUCAGUUCGUACUGGGUCCACUUCCACCCGCAACUACCCAUCCUUCACAAGCCCACCUUCAAUGCAAGCACUUGUCCCGACCUCCUGUUGCUCGCUAUUAUGUGCCUUGGCGCGUCUUGUCUGGAGAAGAACUAUGGCCAAGAGACUACAGAAGCUUGCGCUUCGUUGUCCAAUUUUUUAGCCUGGCAUUUGCGCUGGGAGCUCUUCAUGGAUGCCGACUUCCGCCCUCCCGCUAAACUGUGGAUCUUCCAGGGUUUGCUUCUUCUAGAGAUAUUCGAAAAGAUGUAUUCCACACGCCCAUUGCAUGAGAGAGCGCACAUUCACCAUGCCACGACGCUGACACUGAUGAGGCGAGGAAGUUCUUUAAUUGGAAGAUCAGCGUUGGACUCGCCUCCAAGCGUCAAAGACUCAAAGGGCAAUGGGCGCGGUGGAACGAACACACCGGAUGAAUGGUGGAACCAUUGGAUCACAAAUGAAGCCACUAGGAGGGCGGCAUUUGCAGCCUUUGUUCUGGACAGCAUUCACGCUACCAUGUUCGGCCACAGUGCCGUCAUGGUUGCUCACGAGAUGCGCCUUCCAUUGCCGUGUGAUGAAGCUCUGUGGUCUGCAACAAGCAGCUCCGAAGUGGGUCGGGUUGAGCAAACACUGACUUCAAAUGGCAUUAAACCAAUGUCUUUCCUCGAUGGUCUUAAGAAGACGUUGAAUGGACAGAGUGUCCGCACUAAUUCGUUUGGGCGUACAAUUCUCAUGGCAGGUUUGCUCAGCGUAUCGUGGCACAUGAAUCAGCGGGAUUUGCAAGUCAGCUCACUCGGUGUCACACCCGCUCUGGGGGGGCGCGACAAGUGGCGGGGAUCCCUGACGCGGGCAUUCGACUUUUGGAAGCAAGACUUUGACAGCUCGCUAAAUCGACCGGAUGAUCGUUCCUCCUCACAUACGUACGGCUACUCUCACGGUGUCGACGAAGACAAUGUCUUUGAAGCACGGACCGUUCUGCACCACCUGGCGCACAUGGCCAUGCACGUUGAUAUCGUGGAUUGCCAGAUAUUUGCUGGCGCUCCCAGGUUGCUCGGAAGAUCGAUUACACCACAGGAUUACAACGGCGCGCAAAAGCGGAUGAAGGACGGAUGGGCCCCCUCUGCCCGAGCCCGCGACGCCACCUUUUACGCCCUACGCUUCCUCUCUAACGUGUUAGUCGCCGGUGACCACAGCCUAAACCCCAACUCCUCUUCUGCCAGCGGCUUAACAUACUCCGCACGAAACGACUACCUCCUCAACCGACCCUGGGUUCUAUACUUUGCCACGCUAAUCGUCUGGUCCUACGGCUUCGCCCUCGACGGCCCCGUCAAAGAACCCUACCAACUCCCCACCUACGACGACAAGGUCAGAGACAUGGUUCUCUACCUCAAUCGCGUCGGAGGUGUCCAAUCACCCGACGACCUGACUAAAGUCACAAACCGAAAUGCUUGCCUCGGUUUGCUGAUCAUCAUGAGAGAUAUGUUUAAGAAGACGAGGUGGGAGUUGUUGCAUGAAGCUAGCAACCUUCUCACUAAAUGCAUUGAGAUGCUUAUUCCGAAUGCGGGUGCGGCUGGGUAUUAA